This is a messenger RNA of Drosophila bipectinata, 1089 nucleotides long. RefSeq lists its product as uncharacterized. The record is from RefSeq and is a predicted model, not a curated record. NCBI's taxonomy places the organism in Eukaryota, Metazoa, Arthropoda, Insecta, Diptera, Drosophilidae.
GGGGUAUAAAAGACUUGACCAUCGACUUGAUUGACAUUACUACCAGUGGUCGGCUAUCGGCAGCAGCAGCAUCAUCGAAGUAUAGCCACUGGAUUAAAACCGAUUAAAAUGAAACCCAUGCUGAUCCUGGCAGCCCUUGCAGGGCUCACCAUCUGCGUGCGAGCAGAUGUGUCCCACCUGUAUGGAGGCGGUCACCACGAUCACUAUGAUCACCACCACCACGAACACUUGGACCACCACCACCACGAUCACUUCGACUCCCAUCACUCCCACGAUCAUCACUCCUCCUCCGACCUGGAGCAUCACGACCUGCACAUCGAUUUGAGCUUCAAGCCGGAACCCCACCACCACCAUCAUCACGUCCACGAAGCCAAGUUCGACAUCCCGAGCGGAUACACUUACCAGGCUCCGGAGAAGCCACGCCAGAAGUACCUGCCUCCCAAGGUUUCCCUGCCGCCUCCACCACCACCUCCGCCAGUGGUUCCCAAGGCGGCUUACCUUCCACCCUCCAAGCCGGAGGUCAAGUAUCUGCCUCCCGAGCCCGCGCCAAAGUACCUGCCCCCCAAGGUUGCUCCCAGCCUGCCGCCACCACCUCCACCACCAGUCCUGGCUCCCAAGCCCACCUAUCUGCCUCCUGCUCAGCCGGAAGUGAAAUACCUGCCUCCUGCCAAGCCCGUGGAGAAGUACCUGCCCCCUGCCCCGGCUCCAAGGUAUUUGCCGCCCAAGGUUGCUCCCUCUCUGCCGCCACCACCUCCACCACCACCAGUGGCACCCAAGGGCCUUUAUCUGCCACCUUCCAAGCCAGUUGAGAAGUACCUGCCCCCCUCCAAGCCCGAGCCGCAGUAUUUGCCACCCCAGCCCGAGGUGGACUUCCACAUCCCUAUUCCCUCGUACGCUCUACCCCUGGGACCCGCCCCCAGUGCUCUGCCACACGAGAUCCACGAUGCCGAGCCGGGAUACCACUACAAGCCGCCUCUGCGCCGAUUCAGGCACUAGGAUAUCCACCCAAAGUCGCACCCCAACACGUACUCUCAUACAAACUGCAUCUAGUUUUAAGCUACACACAUUAAAAGCAAUAUGAAACCCAAA